AUGUUGGUGGAGCUUGCAUCCCGCUCAUUGCAAACGUGGCUAGCAGCUAGCCUGUUGGCGACAACCUCUCUAGCCCAGGCAGCUCCGGAGAAACCCACAUAUGGCUAUAACCGAGGCGUCGCAGCCUGCCACCAAUUGGCCGCCAAGUUUCCCUCCUUAGUCUUCAGCUCCAAUACGUCCACCUAUGCCAAUCAGAGCGCCUUGCCGUGGUCCGAGACAUGCCUCCUCUCACCAAGUUGUGUUUUCCUCCCUCAAAAGGCCGCCGACGUUGCGGCUGCGUUGCCUCUCAUCAAGGAAGCACACGCCCCAUUCGCAGUGAUCAGCGUGGGCCACAUGCCCGUUCCGGGAGCAUCCACCUCCGAGGGCGUCCUGAUUUCCUUGAACGAUUUGUCGCAAUUGGAGUACGCCGAAGGUUCGAAUAAGACCAUUGCGCAAAUUGAGCCGGGCAACAAGUGGCUACAAGUCUACCAGUGGCUCGCGCAGUCUGGUCGGGCUGUGAACGGCGGUCGAUACGGCCAAGUGGGCGUGGGUGGCCUGCUCCUUGGCGGCGGAAUUGGGUACUUCAGCAGCAAAAUGGGCUGGGGCGCGGAUUCGGUCGUACAGUAUCAGGUUGUACUAGCGAAUGGGUCAAUUGUGCAUGCCAACCGCACCUCGCAUCCAGAGCUCUUUUGGGCCCUCAAGGGCGGAUCGAACAAUUUUGGCAUCGUGACUCGCUACGACAUGCUGACGAUGGAAGUGGGGGACGCUUUUGCCAGCGGCACUAUCUGGCAGUCGGCGUCGACCCCUCAGUGGUUUGAGGCUCUGAAUGCGUAUAUGGCCCCCGGGGGUGGUGCGGAAGACGUCAACGCCGCUAUUAUGCCCAUUGUCGCACUCACCCCGGGUGACGGCACCUACGAGGUGAUCAGUCUAGAAUUCUACUCCGAGCCAGUUGCAUCGCCCAAGGCGUUCGAGAAUUUCACAGCGAUUGACGGCCCAACACGGCUCCACGAGUCCAAAGUUGGAUCAUGGAUGUUCCUCGCCACGGCUCUGGAUACCCCGGCCUACGCGGCCAAAAAUCGCCGACAACUGUUCUGGGCCGUCAGCUUCCGACCCGAUCCUCGUGCGAUCAGCAUUGCUAAUCACACGGUGUUCGACCAGGCUAUGGUGGACUUGAAGAAUGUCACCGGCUGUACCAUCAGCUUCAGCUACCAGCCCAUCUCCAAGGCUUGGCUCCAAGCGUCCCAGGCUUUGGGGGGGGGAUGCAAUUGGUUUAGAUCCCGAGGAUGGGCCUUUUAUUGGUAUUUUCUAGCUUCUCCCCCCCCCCUAUCACAGGAUGUCCACUUGACUAACAAAAUGGAAACAGCGGGCUUGAUUUCUUCUUCCUGGAGCAAUGCAGAAGACGAUGAGAGAAUUUAUCAAUUCUCUCGGGAUGCGGCUAACUCAAUCCGCCGUCAAACCGAACCGUUGGGUUUAUACCAUCCUUUCGUCUUUCUCAACGAUGCAGGCAAGGGCCAAGACCCCUUCCCUGCGUAUGGCGGGGGUAAGAGUCUGAGGCGAAUGCGGGAGACACAGGCCAGAUAUGACCCUGAGGGUUUUUUGAAGAACCAUCUGGCACAUGGCUUCCCGCUAUGA
Molecule: messenger RNA, 1611 nt
Organism: Penicillium digitatum Pd1
Lineage: Eukaryota; Fungi; Ascomycota; Eurotiomycetes; Eurotiales; Aspergillaceae
Source: RefSeq, a predicted model, not a curated record